AAGUGGCGCCAAAGUAGCAACCAACCGUUGAACGGCAACAAGCGUGUGAACUGUGAAAACGAAAACGUAACUGUAAAGCAAAAAAAACGUUAACUGUGGAAACGGAAGUGUUCGUUCGAAAACGGCAACAAAUAAUCGAAAACGAAUUGAAGUUUGAACGGCUGCAAAGCUGAAUUCUAUUCACAAAACAAGGUGAUUUAUGAAAAGGACACACUUUUCAACUUACCGACAUCGGCAAGGCUAACCACAGCAACAGCAACAACAUAGGCACAAUAACAAUUUGAACAUCAACACUAAUCCCUGACUGAAACCGAGGACGCAACGCUGGAAGGCAAGGCAAGCCAAGCAUUAAAUAUAUAAAAAUAAAUAAAAGUCACACAGCGAUCUCAACCUAAAGCCACACAAAUGCAGCGCAACGCGUUCCUCAUGUAUGCCUUGCCCGCAGCCGUUUUGCUGCUCGGAAACUGUUGGUAUGCAUACGCAUAUGUCGCCUUGCCAGCAGCGGCCGCCGUAACAGCCGGAGCCGGAGUCGGAGCCUCGGACGCCGGCGCAACAGAUACGAAGAUGUAUGCCAAGCAUAUGGCGGAAUUAAUGACCGGCACAUAUCCUGAUAGGGCGGCUGCUUCAUCGGCGGGUUAUUUGAACGAUGUAGCCGGAAGUAUUGCUGUGCAACCACCGCACCAACUGCUGAAUGAGCCUAACGGACGUGCUGCGGUCUACGAUCCGGGUGAUGAGCUACUCCGCGCUUUGAACGCCGAAACUGCCAUCAAUGGCCAGGAGCUCGGCACGCUACCCGAAGAACCCGAUUACGCUGACACUGUGUUUAACGAACUGGAAGUGGCAAACAAAUAUGAGAUGUUACACAAAUUGGAAAAAGAUUUGCGCGCCGAACAGGAAAUUGUUACUAAAUCAGCUUUGUUAAUGAAAAUGCUCGAGGAUCCGAAUAUACAAACGCUGCCGGUCAUUUAUGUCGAGGAGGAGGACGACGACGAACCAUCUGACGAAGAUGCCGAAAUAAGCAGCAAUAAUGUGGCAUAUCGCUUGAGCAGCUUGGGCGCUGGUGUGGCAAAGCGCUCGCGCUACUAUCGCCGCUAUCCAUGGAAGCGCCACAAUAGGAAUCGCAGCACUUACGAGCCAGAGCUGCGUUAUGCCUGCACGCCCACCAAAGAGGAUGUAUUCAAGCUGCUCAUGAACCUGCAUGAAAAUCGCAAAGGCAAUCACAGCAAAACUGUAAACUUCUGCAAUCGCAAGCGGCCAGCCAAAGCCAUUUUCACCAACAUACGCUUUCUGGGUUAAGCUGACCAGCGACACUGUUAAGAAAACAUAUUUAAAGAGGCAACGGAAUACGACACAGAAAUAUUUUAAAACGAUGUUGACAUGAAACGGAAAUCAAAAUGUGGCGGAAGAAAUUAGGAAUAUUGUGUGUUUGCACGGCACUUGGCUGGAAGCAAUUGUUUACAGAAAUUAGCAUAGCUUUUUAACAUAAUUCGCAAUCAAAAUUCUAUAUGUACUUAUAAAUUAAAGUAAAGUAAACUCAGUAAAUUAAAAAAAAAACUAAAAAAUUGUAAAAUAUGCAUAAAAAUUAAUUUGGAGAAAUAAAAGAAUUGUAGGCCCUUAAGCAGCUAUAGCGUGUAGAGUUCUAGCGUAACUUUUUUCGGAAUUAAAAAUUUACAAAAAGUAUAUAUUAUAUUAUAUAAACAGUAUUUUACAUAGUUAUACUACAAGUGGCAGCUAAGCACAGCAUUGUUAGCAAAAAAUAUUUUAUUCACACAAUUAAAUUAUAGUUGCACUACUAUUGCAACAAAAGUAUGUAUAUAAUAAAUAACUUUUGAAAAAAAAAACGAAUAUAUAAAUAUAUUAGUAGUUUGCAAAGCACACAGUAUAAACCCAGUAAAGCACAAGGUACUUGAAGCGCGUAGCAGCUGCAUGCUUUUUGUUUUUCCUUUCGGUAUGUGAGAUGUCAGGACUUUACAACGUCUGGCGUGCGAUUUUGACAGUUCAGAAAAUAAAAAAAUUUUAAAAACAAACAAAAUUGCAACACUGCUGCUACUAACUCUCUGAAAAUAUAAUAAUUUAGCAUAAUUAUUUGAAAUAAAAAAUAUUAAAAAAAAAUAUAAAAAAUAUUUUUAAUAUUCAAAAAUAAGGCUCUAUAAUAUUGGUCUAGGUCUUAGUUGUCCGCAAAGCAAACUGAAUUUAAUUUUAGCCAACUUGUCAGUGAAUAUAAAAUGGCCGCCGCAAAGAAAUUCUUAACCCACAUACAAGUAUGCAACCUUUACCCUCAAAACUUGUGUAGAUGUGAACAGUCUCGUAUUAAUUAAACUUUUCUCUUAAAACCUAGCGUAAACGUAGACAAUUGAAUUUUGUGCACAUAUUUAAAAAAACAUAUUAUAAACGCAAGCAUAUGCUAUUGUAUAUAAAAUAUAAUGUCUAGUACCAUAAUUUAUAUGUGUGUAUGAUAACAUAUUGCAAGUUAAAUAAAAACAAAAAACAAACCCUUAAGCGCACGAAAGGAUGUAAUUUAAUUUUAAAUUUAAUACGAACUUGUACAUAACUUGAUACUAUUUACCAAAGUACAUACCUUGAUACUAAUACAUACAGAUACUUACAUAUAGCCGCCAUACUUUCGUUUAUUUGUAUGUAGUUGUGGCUCUGGUUUACUUGUGCACACAUAUUUAUGCAUACCAGUAAGUAUAUAAGUCUGUAUAUACACUAAGCAUUUAAUCACUAGUUAUUUACAGUUGCAAAAUAAUAAAAUAUACGUUACAAAUAUACAUACAUACACGAGCACUAGUGUUCGACCAAAGCAUGAGUUGUUCCUCUAAAACAUACAUAAAGAAAAUAUAAUAUAUGAAAGCCAAUAAGUUGCAUAUAUGUACUUGUAUGCAUGUACAUAGCAAGCAUGAAAAAUAAUUAUGUAAGACAUACAUAUGUAUUAAUAAAAUUAAUAACUAAUUUUAAUAAACGGGACUAAUGACUCUUAUUAGUCCGUUGAAACUCAA
This is a messenger RNA of Bactrocera neohumeralis, 2999 nucleotides long. RefSeq lists its product as uncharacterized. The coding region runs from base 406 to 1296 and encodes 296 amino acids. The record is from RefSeq and is a predicted model, not a curated record. NCBI's taxonomy places the organism in Eukaryota, Metazoa, Arthropoda, Insecta, Diptera, Tephritidae. The transcript is spliced from 4 exons.